Molecule: messenger RNA, 1939 nt
Organism: Felis catus (domestic cat)
Lineage: Eukaryota; Metazoa; Chordata; Mammalia; Carnivora; Felidae
Gene: GPR25
Product: G protein-coupled receptor 25
Exons: 1
Coding region: 699-1802 (367 amino acids)
Biological process (GO): G protein-coupled receptor signaling pathway; immune response
Cellular component (GO): membrane
Molecular function (GO): G protein-coupled receptor activity
Source: RefSeq, a predicted model, not a curated record
UCUCUAGCUGAAAACCUUCCCACGUGGCUCCAUGAAGACUUGAUUUGGUCAGAAAAGCCACUGUUUGAGUUAAGACAUUGAACCUACAACAGCUGAAGAGCUCUGAUGGCCGAUGCCUGCUUAGGAGGCAGGCCUGGAAGCCACAGGCUCCCCAGUUCACCCCGACCCCGUUGCACACCAGAUAGCAGAACCCCUCUUUCCUAGAGGACGAGGGACCCGCAGCAGGCUGAGGCACCAGCCUUACAAAACCCUCAGCUGGGGUUCUAGGCCCUCGCCCCUAAUAAAACUAGAGAAAGCAGCAGUGCGGAGCAUGGGAAGGAGCUAAGUGGGGGACGAGAAGGGAGGCAGGCUCUCGGGCACCCGCCACCUGUUGCAACCUGACAUCAGACUCCCCCUGGGGGGCAGAGCGGGUCUCCCAGCCCCGAGGCCUUGUCCUCGGAGGAUCCAGCUGUGAAGCCCCCUCCGCCAGGUCCCCGUCUUUCCCCUGGGGCCAGCCCCAAAUCGUCGGCCUCUACCCCCAGGAGCCUGCCCCUCCCACUCCACCCCCUCCUCCCCCACCUUCCUGCCCACGCAUUUGCCUGGGUCGAGGGUGGCAGGAAGGGAGGUGCUGGGCACCGGCCGUGAAGAGCAACUCCCCACCUCUCCCUGGGAGAGCCCGCACCCAGGCUGCGUCCGGCACAGGCCCGACGGCCCCCGCCAUGCACCCCACCGAGCCCAGGAGCCCCAGCCCCGAGACGGCGUCCUGGGACUACUUGGGGUCCGGCGCCCUGGAGGAGCUGGAGCCGUGCCUGGCCCCGGACCUGCCCUACGGCUACGCCUACAUCCCCGCGCUCUACCUGGCGGCCUUCGUGGUGGGCCUGCUGGGCAACGCCUUCGUGGUGUGGCUGCUGGCCGCGCGGCCUGGCCCGCGGCGCCUCGUGGACACCUUCGUGCUGCACCUGGCGGCCGCCGACCUGGGCUUCGUGCUCACGCUGCCGCUGUGGGCGGCGGCGGCGGCGAGCGGCGGCCGCUGGCCCUUCGGCGAGGGCCUCUGCAAGCUCAGCGGCUUCGCGCUGGCCGGCACGCGCUGCGCAGGCGCGCUGCUGCUGGCGGGCCUGAGCGUGGACCGCUACCUGGCGGUGGUGAAGCUGCUCGACGCGCGGCCCCUGCGCACCCCGCGCUGCGCGCUGGCCGUCUGCUGCGGCGUGUGGGCCGUGGCGCUCCUGGCCGGCCUGCCCUCCCUGGCCUACCGGGGGCUGCAGCCCCUCCCCGGCGGCGGGGGCAGCCAGUGCGGGGAGGAGCCCUCCGACGCCUUCCAGGGCCUGAGCCUGCUGGUGCUGCUGCUCACCUGCGUGCUGCCCCUGGGCGUCACCCUGGUCUGCUACUGCCGCAUCUCCUGCCGCCUGCGCCGGCCGCCGCACCUGGGCCGGGCCCGGAGGAACUCGCUGCGCAUCAUCUUCGCCGUCGAGAGCGCGUUCGUGGGCUCCUGGCUGCCCUUCGGCGCCCUGCGGGCCGUCUUCCACCUGGCGCGCCUGGGGGCGGUGCCGCUGCCCUGCGGCCUGCUGCUGGCGCUGCGCUGGGGCCUCAGCAUCGCCACCUGCCUGGCCUUCGUCAACAGCUGCGCCAACCCGCUCAUCUACCUGCUGCUGGACCGUUCGUUCCGCGCCCGGGCCUGGCGCGGAGUCUGCUUGCGCGCCGACCGCCCGGCGCGCAGGGGCAGCUCGGUGUCCUCGCUCUGCAGGGACGACAGCUCAGUGUUCCGGAGUCCGGCCGGCAGCUGGGAGCGAGCCCGGCCGGCGAACGCUGGCUCGGCAGUGCCGUAGCCGCCCCGGCCCGGUGGAGGUGGCGGCCCCGGAGCCCGCGGGGGGACGAGACCCGCGGGAGUGCGUGGGGGGUGGGGGUGGGGGUGGUGCCGGCUUCCCCAGACAUGCCUUCUCUGCUGGCUGCGGGCCGCCCCAGC